Talaromyces stipitatus ATCC 10500 is the source of this 606-nucleotide messenger RNA. Its product is annotated as 60S ribosomal protein L38. Gene Ontology annotation, biological process: protein-RNA complex assembly; translation. The transcript is spliced from 3 exons. Bases 89 to 331 code for a protein of 80 amino acids. Lineage: Eukaryota; Fungi; Ascomycota; Eurotiomycetes; Eurotiales; Trichocomaceae. Gene Ontology annotation, cellular component: cytosolic large ribosomal subunit; ribosome. Gene Ontology annotation, molecular function: structural constituent of ribosome. The record is from RefSeq and is a predicted model, not a curated record.
AACGACGUCAAGCUUGUUGUUGACUUUUUGUUCCGGAGAUUUUGAACUACACAUCCAUUUCUCGAACCACCCACACAUUCCCAUCAAGAUGCCUUCCGAAGUCUCUGAUAUCAAGCAGUUCAUUGAGAUCUGCCGCCGGAAGGAUGCUUCCUCCGCCCGGAUCAAGCGCAACCGCAAGACCAGCCAGACCAAGUUCAAGGUCCGUUGCAACCGAUUUUUGUACACUCUUGUCCUCAAGGACUCCGACAAGGCCGACAAGCUCAAGCAGAGCCUUCCUCCUGCUUUGAAAAUUGUCGAUGUCUCCAAGGGUUCCAAGAAGAAGUCCACCUAAACAAACGCCAUAACGACACGAUGCUGCAGUUGAUUUAGGAUGAGAAGUGGAGGGAGUGAAAGGAAUGCGCACGAUACCAAUUGAGUCAAUGAUGUCCGUCAUGACGAGACACCAGACAUGCAAAUUACAAAUGUCAUACACCGGUGAAAUCGACCUUUCAUACUAUACCUAGGUGUAUAUAUGAAAAUCCAUCGGUUGUCUCUACAAUCCAGAGGCAGGAGCUUUUCGAGUAUCAAGUUUCCACUACAAGACAAAUAAAAAAAAGUUCAAGAAAC